UUCCUCGAUCUGCAGAUGUUUAUAGUUGUCGUGCAUGCAUUUGCUGUCUCUCUGUCCACUGCAUCUGUAAUAUAUAAAUUCCGCCUCCUGGCCAUACUUAUUAAUAGUAUGUUACACAGUAUUGGGUACCUACAACCCAACCCACUAGCAAGCCAAGUGCCAGCAGGUCAGACGGUACCAGUCAGUGGCAUUCGCGGUUUGCUGUCAACAAAUAAGUAUAUUUUAUCGACGGGACUUUCAAUUCUUUUUGACUUCGAAUCUCCUCCAGAGUUGAUUUUGGUAUUUUCGUGAGUGUGCGUGUGUGGAGUAUAGAACAGCGUUAGGUGUUAUUAAAAAAGCUGCAGCAGAUUCGUCGUCGUAGCUGUCACGUCAUGGAGAGCAUAUUUCACGAAAAGCAAGAAGGCUACCUCUGUGCCCAGCACUGCCUCAAUGCUUUGCUCCAGGGGCAGUAUUUCAAUGCAGUUGAUCUGGCCAAUCUUGCUGAACAGCUAGACAUAGAGGAGAGACGUGCUAUGGCUGAGAGUGGAGAGGACACAGAUGAUUACAAACGAUUUAUAGAGCAACCAUCAGGUAAUAUGGACGAUAGUGGAUAUUUUUCAGUACAAGUCAUCAGCAGUGCUUUGAAGGUUUGGAACUUAGAAUUAAUACCUUACACCAGCACCGAGCCAGCAGCAUUGAUAGCACAAAACGAUCCAUCAGAGAUGAAAGCUUAUAUUUGUAAUUACAAGGGUCAUUGGUUCACAAUAAGAAAACUUGGAAAACAGUGGUUCAAUUUAAACUCUACGCUCAGUGGCCCACACCUCAUAUCCGAUACAUAUCUUGCAUUGUUUUUAACACAGCUCAUUCAGGAAGGAUACUCAAUUUUCAUCGUAAUAGGUAAUUUUCCCCCUUGUGAAGCUGAUGAGAUUCUCUUGAAGAAUCCUGUAGAGCAAACAAGACAAAAACCAGUGACUGAACAAUCAAAGUUCCCUUCGAAGGGUUACAGACUAGGCACCAAGGCAGAGGACGAAGUGAAAAUUUUAGAAGCGGCGAAAGCUAUGGAGAGCGUCAAGGUUCCUACAACUUCGCGAAUCAACAGACAGUCAGAAGUAGAAAUAAUUUCCGAGAUACGAAGACAACCGCGAGAAAGAAUAAUUCCUAUCCAGAUCGAAGGCCGCGAAGAAGUUCACACGAUCGAGGAUGAUGACGAAGAAAACGCUCAGCUACAGAGGGCUCUUGCAUUGAGCUUGGAAAAUUACGAGGCAGAACAGCAAAAAAAAGAUCAGCUGAGGUUGGACGAUUCCUUGGCUUCUACGAGCAACUGUUCAGCUGCGCCAACAGCAUCAGUAGCAAUAGGAGAAGACGAUGAAGACGAUGAUCUGAGAAAAGCCCUUCAGUUAAGCUUAGAAUGUGUCACAGCACCGCAAACACCAGACCAAGAAGACCUACGUUGGCAUCGGCUGGCUUACUUGGGUUUGCACUCCAGGGGCCAGCAAACAGAGAGCUCAACCAAGCUAAAUACUUAACAAAUGGCUCUGUUUGUGAUUUUGUUACUAAAUGAUUAUCUUGUUACUUGUUUUUGAGCUUAAUCUCAAUUGUACUGUAACUGUGACUAACAUUCGGGUUAUUUGCAAAUGUUUGAAUGAUCGUUCAGGCGCCAAAAUAACAUGUCUAUAACUAUUAUUGUAAAAUUUUACUUGAUAAACAAAAAUCUAUUUCGUGAUUAGUUUGUUAAUGAAAUAUCACGUUUGUUGUUUAAAUAACCCAAAAUGAGUAGCUAUUUGUGCGGAUUUUCACCUCAUUUUUAUUAGAAAUGUUUAGUUUUCGUGUGAUGAUUAUACUUAAUAGAUGCAUCAAUUUUUUUACCUCAAAAUACUCUAUUAAUAUUUGUACUUGAAGAAAUUAGUAAAACUGUCCAAAGUAUUUUUUAAGUUACGAAAUAAUAAAUUUCAUUUUUACUGAUAAA
This is a messenger RNA of Copidosoma floridanum, 1945 nucleotides long. Its product is annotated as ataxin-3. Gene Ontology annotation, cellular component: nucleus. Gene Ontology annotation, biological process: protein deubiquitination. NCBI's taxonomy places the organism in Eukaryota, Metazoa, Arthropoda, Insecta, Hymenoptera, Encyrtidae. The record is from RefSeq and is a predicted model, not a curated record. Gene Ontology annotation, molecular function: cysteine-type deubiquitinase activity.